This is a messenger RNA of Erythranthe guttata (spotted monkey flower), 799 nucleotides long. RefSeq names its product protein SMALL AUXIN UP-REGULATED RNA 16. Gene Ontology annotation, biological process: response to auxin. Lineage: Eukaryota; Viridiplantae; Streptophyta; Magnoliopsida; Lamiales; Phrymaceae. The record is from RefSeq and is a predicted model, not a curated record.
UUUUUAUUUAUUGAAAUAUGUUACUAAUUUUAAGAUAUGUUCUAAGAUAAUACGCGUUCAACUGUGACAGCAGACCAAUAAACAAAACGGAGAAUACCCCAUUUAAUGCUGCACUAAGCAGUUUCAUCCUUAUGCCAAGUCUCCAAUUAACUCAAAAUAUACUUACCAUCCACGAAACUUCUUUCUUCCCCCCCUCUCAAUCUACUAUAAAUCAAACAAUUUAGGACCAUUUUCUUUACUACACACAAAAAGCAAACCCACAACACAAAGGAAAAAAAUGGCAGUUGAAAGGAGAAAGGGAUUCACGGUGCUCAAACAGUUAAUCAAGAAACUGCAAAAUCACCUUCAUCUCUCGAGAAAGCUAGAUAUACUGCUUAGAGGGUUCGAAUGCGAAGAACAAGAAGAAGAAGCGGUGCCGUUUGAUGUUAAGGAAGGGCAUUUUGCUAUAGUGACAAAGAACGAUGAAGACAAGCCGAUUAGGUUUGUGCUGGAGCUUUGCGUAUUGAAACAUCCCGGGUUUUUGAGGUUGUUGAAAAUGGCUGAAGAGGAAUACGGGUUUCAACAGAGGGGUGCUCUUGCCGUGCCAUGUCAGCCUGAGGAGUUGGAAAUGAUUUUGCAGGCCAAGAUCUUGGCUUGCUGAAAUAACAAAAAUCGUCGAUUCUUUUUUUUUUUUUUUUUUUUUUUGAGAUAAUUCAUAUGUAUAGAGGAUAGAUUCAAGAAACUGUGGCCUGAAAAUAGACAGAUAUUGACAUGUGUACACCUACUCUUGCUUCUUGCGAUUUUAUCUUCGUUUCUGGAA